UAUCUAAAAUUGUGGUCAUGUCACUUGCUACUUUGGUGGAUACGUUUAACGAAUUGUUUGGCAAACAGGUUUUGAUGAUGUCGUUGUUUGUCAGUUCGGACGUAUUAAAUGCCUGCAUUUCAGUAUAUCUUGAUCUCUCUUUAGAGAUUAGUUCAACGAUUAUCUACUUAUGCUCGGUGUUGGUUAUGCUUUUUAUGGUGAUGCUUUGCUGCGAUCUCGUAGUUAACGAAUCAAAAAAAAUUCUCGUAACUUGUGUAAACUAUCAGGAAACGAUUCCCGUGAGUUCCGAAGAAUACUGUGAAUUAAAAAAGCUGUGCGAAAUACUCGAACUGAGGCCAAUAUCAUUUACCGCCGCAAAAUGCUUCGAAAUUAACAGGUCCACGGUCUUCUCGCUAAUGAGCCAGACUUUGAUCUAUUUUACUGCAAUUAUACAAUUUAUAGAACCAACGAACUAGAUAAAGGAAGAAGCCGACGACAAGUCAUUGUGAAGAAAACUAAUGAAGAAUGUAUUAGUAAAUAUUUCGGUAGAAUUUGUAAUAAGACUAAACUAUUAAUAUAUUUACGUUUAUGUUAUUUACGGUUAUGUUAUGUGCUUGUAUACCAUCUUAGGGUGCUGAGGAAACAGGUUAUGAAUCAAGCAAAACGUAGAAGUGCUAGUGUACACAGGAAUUUUUCUAAAGAGCUAUCAAAAAAUGCUAAACGUAAAACAUUUAUGGUUGGAAUAAUACAAAAAUAAUGGUGCUCGAAAAAA
Messenger RNA from Cylas formicarius (sweet potato weevil), 751 nucleotides. RefSeq lists its product as uncharacterized. Lineage: Eukaryota; Metazoa; Arthropoda; Insecta; Coleoptera; Brentidae. Gene Ontology annotation, biological process: sensory perception of taste. The coding region runs from base 18 to 455 and encodes 145 amino acids. The transcript is spliced from 2 exons. Gene Ontology annotation, cellular component: membrane. The record is from RefSeq and is a predicted model, not a curated record.